CUAUAUAAUCUAUUUCGAAAUUAUGAAAGCUCACUCUGUAAAACCUAGCUUCACACACAAAAUUCAAUCAAAUAUCCCUGUCCUCUCAAUUACUCGAGCAUAUUUCGAGCUGGGAUGGAGUAGGCUUGGUUUUUGGCCAUUUCUACUGGUACCCAACCAACAGUUGGAUCUCGAUUUCAAGUCUGAUUCCUUUCUUGAUCUGAGCUCGAGGUUGCAAUGUCGCAGGGCUAUGCAAUUGAGCUUUACUUUGAUCCCGCUCUCGAGAACCAGGUGUUGAAGGCCUGGAAUGUGUUGGCUAGGCGGCAGAUCAGCACUCAGCUCAUUGAAAUCGAAUCCCGACCUCACAUUACCCUCUUUUCAAGCUCCCUCUGUGAUCCUUUCAAGCUCGAGACCACAGUGAAAAACUUUGUGGCAAAGCAAGAACCUUUGCCUCUAUCAUUUGCUUCCAUUGGGAGCUUCUCAAGUGACAACAAUGUUCUCUUUCUAGCCCCAACUCCGACACUGUCUCUCCUUCAGUUCCAUUCUCAGCUGUUUGAUGCCAUGAGAAAGGAAGGAGUUGAGGUGGGGGAGGAGUAUCGCCCUGAUAUGUGGCUUCCGUAUUGCCCUGUAGCUGAAGGGGUGCCCAAGGCUCGGAUGGCGGAGGCCUUUAAUGUUUUGAGGGACUUGAAACUGCCUGUUUCUGGAUACGCGAUGGAUAUUGCGCUGGUUGAGUAUCCACCGGUACGUGAGGUCUUCUCGUUUGCACUUGGUAAUUCUGUUGAACCGUGAUGUCUAAAAGAGUUUAUUAGCUGUUACUGUGCACUCUGGCGUCAUUAUAAGAUUGUUCCUUUAGAAAGUAAGUGUAGAGUAUUGUUAACUGUGCUGUUGUAGUUACAAAUUUAGGCCUUGUUUCCCUGCUACAUUAAUGGUAUUUUACAUUUGAGUUUGGAUUUCUGGCCUUUCUUCUAUGACAAUAUUAUUGGCCACAUUUGGACUGUAAGUGUCUGUUUGGAUAGGGGUUUUUGGAAGGUUUCAGAGGUGAAAAAAUUUGAUUGCUUUUA
Messenger RNA from Cuscuta campestris, 1040 nucleotides. The record is from the annotation of a GenBank genome assembly. NCBI's taxonomy places the organism in Eukaryota, Viridiplantae, Streptophyta, Magnoliopsida, Solanales, Convolvulaceae.